GAUAAGACCCAUAUUUUUUGGUCUUCCUUGGUGUUUGUUGCUUGUGUUCUAAUCUAACUCCUUCAACUAAGAUUGUACUUUUGCCCCUCUCUCGCUCGCUCUCUCUGUCUCUCACUCUCUGUCUCUCUCUUAUCUAUAAAGAAAACUUCCCUUCUCCCUCUUGUAAACCUCUGAUGCUGCUGUUGCUAACUAGAGGUGGUAGCGGAGCCUUUUUCUCUCAUCUUUCCUUCUUUGCUUGCAUUUCUCUUCCUUUUUAUUUUCCUCAUGCCAAUGGUAGCUUAGUUUCACUUCACAAUCAACUGUCAUUUAUGCACUUCGGACCUCAGUAUCUGUACUGAAAAGGAAAGGAAAAGAAAAGAGCCCACUUCCACUAUGUUUGUUGCAGUUUUUUAAUUUGUGAGUGCUCUUUAAGGUUUGUCUUUUUAACACCUAGUUCUUGCAUUGUAGAUUACUAAGUAAUUAGCUUCUUCAUUUAAAUAAUUCCUGUUCACCAAUAACUUUAGCUACCAUCCAUUUGUUAGAUAGUGAUAAAUUUUUUAGCCAAUAGUACCCUCUCUUCACCACCAAUAGUAUCUCUUGUUUUUUGCUCUAGAAAAUCAUUUGUUUGUUCUUCCUACAUGGAAGAAGCAGAAAUGACUAUACCCCACUUGUUCAUGUGUCCAAUUAGUCUAGAAUUGAUCAAAGAUCCAGUAACUCUAUGUACAGGCCAAACUUAUGACAGAUCUAGCAUAGAAAAAUGGCUUGCUGCUGGUAAUCUUACAUGCCCUGUCACAAUGCAGAAACUUCAGGAUCCAUCCAUGGUUCCUAAUCACACUCUUCGCCAUUUGAUUGAUCAGUGGCUGCAAAUGGGCACUCAGUUUGAUCCUGUUUUGUGUACAAUUGAUUGCUUAGCCUCGUUGAAGAAAAAUCUUGAAUCAGAUGAAGCUACCUUGGAGUACAAGUGUCAAACACUCCAAAAAAUCCAAGCUCUAACAGAGGAAUCACAAUCUGGAAAUUCUUGUUUGCUUCAAUUAGGCUUCUUGCCUUUAUUAUUGGAACUACUUUUUGGAAAAACAGAAUCCAAACUGUCUCAAGAAUGUGUUAAGUUUGCAGAACAAGCUCUUUCUUGGGUCCUAAGAUUGCUGUCACUCGGCGAGUACGAGUAUUUAAAUAUGCUAAACGAAGAGUCUAAAUUGGAGUCCUUUCAGGUUUUGUUUGAUCAAGGAACUGGCAAGAUCAAGAGGAGUUUGUGCCAAGUAAUAGAGGCAAUAUCAUCAUCCUUGGAGACAAGAGAACUCUGUGCUAAGCUUGGCAAAAACCGCAAACUCUUGAAAGGGCUGAUUCUUCUUGUUCACCAAACAUAUGAGGCAUCUGACGCCGGAAUAAAAGCUAUAUCUGCACUAUGCUGCUUGGAAUCAAAUAGACAGAAUUUGGUUCAAGAAGGUGUGAUAAAUAGACUCUUGACCUACAUUUUCGAUGCCGAAAGACAUGAAAGAAAUUUGGCACCUAAAGCAUUGUCAACAAUCGAGCUUCUUCUAGAACUAGAGAGUGCAAAAGCGGCUUUGAUCAAUAAUCCUAAUGGUAUUAAAGCUCUCAUUAAGAUGGUCUUUAGGUUUUCAGAGCACGAAGGCAGCGAAAGCGCUGUUCGAUCAUUGACGAUUAUAUGCACAGAUUCUUUACAGGCACGAGAAGAAGCAAUUGGUGCAGGAGUUUUAACUCAAUUACUUCUGCUUUUGCAGAGCCAGUGUAGUGCUAGGACUAAAACAAAAGCAAGAAUGUUACUCAAGCUGCUUAGGUCCAGGUGGGAUUAGGAACCUAAACAUUUGUAAACCACAAGAGUUUGGGCGUUUUUAUCCCUACGUGGGGUCUUGUUCCUACUUCCUGGUGUAUUGGCUUCAUGUGAUCUUUGUAUAGAUUAAAGAAGUCUCCAUGUUUCUAUGUUAUCAGUCAUUAAACAUUCAUUAAUCACUCAAAAAAUCCCUUUACCCUGACUGGAUUCAUGUUA
This is a messenger RNA of Populus trichocarpa (black cottonwood), 1984 nucleotides long. RefSeq names its product U-box domain-containing protein 25. The coding region runs from base 618 to 1790 and encodes 390 amino acids. The transcript has a single exon. Gene Ontology annotation, biological process: protein ubiquitination. Gene Ontology annotation, molecular function: ubiquitin protein ligase activity. NCBI's taxonomy places the organism in Eukaryota, Viridiplantae, Streptophyta, Magnoliopsida, Malpighiales, Salicaceae. The record is from RefSeq and is a predicted model, not a curated record.